AUGCCUUACCAUAAGAACAACCUCCCUUAUAUCCGCCGCUACAUAACCACCCACAAUACCGAGGGCGAAUCAGUAUUUCUCUCCCACGCACAGGUUCCUGACUACCUCCCGUCGACACCAAGCGGGGACGAUGGCGAGAUUGCCCUGCUAUACGCUACGACCACCACACCAGCUUCAGUCGAUGCUGAGGCGGACGUCGCCAUGUACGACGAGUUCCUACAUCAGCCUCCAGGAAUAACAGUCGACAAUGGAACCGUUUUCCGUCUAAUUGAUCUCCGUCCGGGAAGGGCGACUCCAAUGCAUCGGACAGUGAGCGUCGACUACGGGGUAAUAAUUGAGGGGGAGGUUGAUCUCUUGCUGGACUCAGGUGCGAGCCGGCAUAUGCAUCGUGGCGAUGUGAGUGUGCAAAGGGGUACUGCACAUUCGUUCCGGAACCGGAGUGAUACAGAAUGGUGUCGCAUGCUGUUUGUAUAUUUACCAAUGCAGAAGGUGAAUAUUCAAGGAAAGGACCUGGAAGCGGAAGUAUACGAUGAGGGAUUUGACAGACCAGAUAAGGAGGAGGGACCUGAAUGUGGGGGUAUUUGA
Penicillium vulpinum is the source of this 585-nucleotide messenger RNA. RefSeq names its product cupin domain-containing protein. The transcript has a single exon. Bases 1 to 585 code for a protein of 194 amino acids. NCBI's taxonomy places the organism in Eukaryota, Fungi, Ascomycota, Eurotiomycetes, Eurotiales, Aspergillaceae. The record is from RefSeq and is a predicted model, not a curated record.